AAGCAGAAGCAGAAAUGGAGAAUGAACCGAAUCUUUGGCCAACUUUGAUCUAUUGGAAAGGAGUAGAAGACUGGAGAAUGGAUCAAGAACUUAAGUUUGUAGAAUUUGAGAAUAGUUUGGAUGUGUUGUGGAAGCAGAUUGAUUGGGUAGAAAAGAAUGUAUCAGAAUCUUUAUCUGUCGCACAACAAAAAACAGCUAAAAAGCUCCUGCAAAAAAUAGCUCGACGGGCCUCAGCAUUCAAGUACCUUUAUGGAAAGAAAGAUCUCCAGGUCUCCAAAUAUAAUACAGAUAAAUUAACAAAUUCAUUAAUGGAUAAUGACAUCCAUUCACCUGAACUAUCGGACCCUGGUAAGGCUACGGAUGAGAGAGGACAAUUGUAUGUUAAUGUUCAUGGCCUAUCUUGGAGGUUAAGUGAGAUAUAA
Dentiscutata erythropus is the source of this 422-nucleotide messenger RNA. NCBI's taxonomy places the organism in Eukaryota, Fungi, Glomeromycota, Glomeromycetes, Diversisporales, Gigasporaceae. The record is from the annotation of a GenBank genome assembly.